UUAAUACGAUAGAUGACAGAAAAAAGCCCAGGUGAGGUCACCACGACCUGGAAAUGGAAAGCCCUUUGACAAUGCAGGGCAUUCUUAGCAGGGUUACAGAGUCUGUUAAGAAUAUUGUGCCAGGGUGGCUACAGAGAUACUUCAGUAAAAAUGAAGAUGCGUGUAGCUGCUCGACAGACACCAACGAGGUGCCACACUGGGCAGAAGAUAGAGGAGAUGACCGUGUGAUGUAUGCCAGUGAGGAGAAUGCUGAGAUCAGUGAUGGGCGAGUCACUCCUGAGCCAGCAGUCAGUAGUGCAGCAGAACCUUCAACAACUAGUACUAGUUCACAUUACCCAGAUGUAUUAACAAGGCCUUCUCUUCAUCGGAGCCAUCUGAAUUUCUCUAUGUUGGAAUCCCCUGCAUUACACUGUCAACCAUCCACAUCUUCGGCAUUUCCAAUUGGCAGUUCUGGAUUUUCCCUUGUAAAGGAAAUUAAAGAUUCUACCUCUCAACAUGAUGAUGAUAACAUCUCAACUACCAGUGGUUUUUCUUCAAGAGCAUCUGACAAAGAUAUAGCUGUUUCAAAGAACACUUCAUUGCCACAUCUGUGGUCUCCAGAGACUGAUCGCUCUCAGUCAGUCUCACAGCACACUGCCUCCACCUCAAAAAAACCAGCAUUCAACUUGUCUGCCUUUGGAACACUUUCCCCUUCACUUGGGAAUUCUUCAAAUCUUAAAACAAGUCAGCUUGGAGAUUCUCCUUUUUAUCCUGGGAAAACAACAUAUGGUGGGGCAGCAGCUGCUGUAAGACAGUCGAAGCUACGAAAUACACCUUAUCAGGCACCAGUCAGAAGACAGAUGAAAGCUAAGCAACUUAAUGCACAGUCUUACGGUGUGACCAGUUCAACAGCUAGGCGAAUAUUGCAGUCUUUAGAGAAGAUGUCAAGCCCUUUGGCAGAUGUGAAAAGAAUUCCAUCUGUUGUUUCUUCUCUGAAUUCUCCUUUUGAUAGGAGUGGGAUGGACACCACAGAUAUUUGGGCCAAAAGACAAAAGGUGGACUCUCAGCAUCCCCCUGUUCAGAGACUUAUGACCCCAAAGCCAAUUUCUAUAGCAACAAAUAGAACUGUUUAUUUUAAGCCAUCUCUGACCCCAUCUGGGGAAUUAAGGAAGACUAAUCAGAGAGUAGAUAAAAAGGACAAUACUGGAUAUGAAAAAAAUACUACACUCAGACAAAAUAGAGAACAAGAAAGUGGCUUUUCAUACCCACAUUUCAGUAUUCCUGCAGCCAAUGGUUUGUCUUCUGGAGUAGGUGGUGGAGGUGGCAAGAUGAGACGGGAGAGAACACGCUUUGUUGCUUCUUCUAAAUCUCUGGAGGAGGAGGAAAUGGACAUACCAGUAUUACCGAAAAUAUCUCUACCAAUCUCCAGUUCUUCACUGCCUACCUUCAAUUUUAGUUCCCCUGAGAUCACAACUUCCUGUCCAUCAUCCUUCAGUCCUUCCCAAUCAUUAACAAACAAGGGACAAAUGACCUCUCCAAGCAACACUGGCAGCCCCGUGUUUAAAUUUUCAUCUCCAAUUGUAAUAUCUACUGAGGCAGUUGUACUAUCUCCAUCAUCUAUUAGAUUUACAUUUAGUAUGCCUGUUGCAAAAACAGAAAUUACUGGCUCUAGCAGUACUUCAGAACCAGUUAUAAGUAGUUCCGCUCAAGACAACAUUGCAGUGAACAGUAUAAACUGUAAGAAGCAAAGUGAAGAUUAUGAGGGCGUUUUAAAACCUGCAAAAAUCCUGAAAGAAGGAAGUGUUCUAGAUGUUCUGAAAAGCCCGGGUUUUGCCUCACCAAAGGUAGAUUCUGUUGCUGCUCAGCCUACUAUGACAAGCCCUGAAGUUUAUACAAGACCAGCAAUAAGUACUUUUUCUUCUGGUGGAGUUGGGUUUGGGGAAAGAUUAAAAGCUGGAUCAUCCUGGCAGUGUGAUACAUGUCUGCUACAGAAUAGUGUUACAGACAGCAAGUGCAUAGCCUGUCAAGCGGCAAAACUGCCACCAGGAGAAACUGCUAAGCAGACUGGAACUGGGACACCAAGCAAAAGUGGCAAAGCUGCUCUUUCUGCAUCAGGAAUAGGCUUUGGAGACAAGUUUAAACCAGCAAUAGGGUCAUGGGAUUGUGAUACCUGUUUAGUGCAAAAUAAACCUGAAGCAAUGAAAUGUGUGGCCUGUGAAACCCCGAAACCUGGAACUGGUGUGAAGCGACCCCUGACAUUGAUAGUGGUUUCAGAAAGUGCUGUAACUACGACGGCUUCACCUUCUAGCUGCACUGUUACCUCUGGUACCUUAGGAUUUGGAGAUAAAUUCAAAAGGCCUGUGGGAUCUUGGGAAUGUCCAGUAUGCUGUGUUUUUAACAUUGCAGAAGACAACAAAUGUGUGGCCUGUAUGUCUGAGAAAGCAGGAACCUCAGUCCCUGCUUCUAGUAGUAGCACUGUACCCAUCUCUGUGUCUUCUGGGAGCUCUCUAGGACUGGACAAGUUCAAAAAGCCUGAGGGAAGCUGGGACUGUGAAGUGUGCCUAGUGCAGAAUAAAGCAGACUCUGCCAAAUGUGUGGCAUGUGGGAGUGCAAAGCCGGGCACGAAAUCUGAGUUUAAGGGUUUUAGUACAUCUUCCUCAUCUUCUGAUCCACCAGCCUUAUCCUUCAAAUUUGGUUUUCCAUCAUCAUCAUCUGCGCCUUCUCAGACUUCAGCAAGCACUGGAACUUUUAAAUUUGGAGAUCAGGUGGGAUUCAAAAUAGGAGUAUCAUCUGACUCUGGGUCUGUAAACCCUGUGACGGAAGGCUUUAAAUUUCUUAAACCAACUGCAGAUUUUAAAUUUGGUUUUUCAUAUGAUUCUAAAACUGAAGAAGUUAAAAAAGACAGUAAGAAUGAUAAUAAUUUUAAGUUUGGACUUUCUUCUAGUUUAAGCAAUCCAACUUCUUUAGCUCCAUUUCAGUUUGGCUUGUCUAAUCCUGGGCAGCAAGAAAAGAAAGAGGAACCACCUAAAUCUUCAUCCGCAGGCUUUAGCUUUGGUACUGGUGUUAUUAACCCUAUCCCUGCUGCUACUGAUACCACAGUGACCUCUGAGAACAAGACCAGCUUCAGCUUUGGAACCAUAGAAACCAAGAGUGUCUCAGUGGCUCCUUUCACAUGCAAGACAACAGAAGCAAAAAAAGAAGAAAUGUCCGCUGCCAAGGGAGGGUUCACUUUUGGCAAUAUGGAAACUGCCCCUCUGUCAUCUGCCUCAGUGUUUGCUUUGGGAAGGACAGAAGAAAAGCAGAAAGAGACUGUCACUUCUACUUCUCUGGCUUUUGGGAAGAAAGCUGACAAUGAAGAGCCAAAAUGUCAACCAGAAUUUUCCUUUGGGAAUUCAGAGCAAACCAAAGAUGAGAGUUCUUCAAAGUCAUUGUUUAGUUUCAAUGUUUCAAAACCAUCUGAGAAGGAAUCUGAGCAGCCAGCAAAGGCCGCUUUCACUUUUGGAGCUCAAACCAGUACCACGUCUGAUCAAGGUACAGCAAAGCCACUUUUUAGUAUUUUGAACACCAGUUCCUCUAGUUCAACUGCACCAGCCACUUCAACUGGUGGUGGCAUUUUUGGUAGUUCCACUUCCUCCUCCAAUCCGCCUGUGGUUGCCUUUGUGUUUGGACAGGCCAGCAAUCCUGUGAGCAGCUCUGCUUUUGGUAACUCUGCAGAAUCCAGUACAUCUCAGUCCUUGCUAUUUUCUCAGGAUAGCAAACCAGCAGCCACAUCCAGUACAACAGGCACAGCUGGCAACCAGUUUGUCUUUGGAUCAGGAGCCAGCAGUAAUAGUACUGCAACCUCUGGUUUCAGCUUUGGAGCAACAACUACAUCUAGCUCUGCAGGAUCCUCCUUUGUAUUUGGCCCUGGACCUUCAGUACCAUCUGCCAGUCCAGCAUUUGGUGCUAACCAGACGACCCUAACAUUUGGACAAAGUCAGGGUGCCAGCCAGCCUAAUCCUCCAAGCUUUGGAUCUAUAUCAUCAUCAUCGGCAUUGUUUUCUGCUGGUUCUCAGCCUGUACCAUCUGCUUUUGGAACAGUAUCAAGCAGCAGCCAGCCUUCUGUGUUUGGACAGCAGCCUAGUCAGUCUGCAUUUGGCUCUGGAACAACUGCUAAUUCCAGUUCGGCUUUCCAGUUUGGCAGCAGUACUACCAAUUUCAAUUUCACAAACAAUAAUCCAUCAGGAGUGUUCACAUUUGGUGCAAAUCCCAGUACACCUGCAGCCUCAGCCCAGCCUUCAGGCUCAGGGAGCUUUCCCUUUAGCCAGUCGUCAGCAGCAUUUACAGUAGGGUCAAAUGGAAAAAAUAUGUUCUCUUCUUCUGGAACUUCAGUUCCUGGCCGCAAGAUAAAGACUGCUGUUAGGCGCAGAAAAUAAAGGUCAUAAUGGUGUUAAACAUAACAGUUGUAACAGCUGGUGCCCAUCAUUUACAUACUGGAUUGUACUACAUGCCAGGCUUAUCUGAAGUCAGAUCUGCCUAAGGACUUCUUUAAUUUUGGAAUCUUCCUUCUCUUUAUGGAAUCCCUUCCCCCAUCUUUUACCCACUUUUUAAAAAAUAAUAGCUAGACUGGUGUCUGAUUCUUCAGCAAAAAUAUUUUAUGAUCCAGCACAUUAUUCACUGGUUUGGCGUAGUCUGGCUGUACCCAGGAAUAGAGCCUGCACGGUGAAUGGCUUUGUAUAGAACUUCUUUGUCUGCACCACUGUGUGCAUUGCUAAGAGUUUAUGGAACGAGUUGAAAUUGUAAUUAUAUCUGAGGAAUUCUGUAUAGAUUAGAAUUCUGUAUAGAUUAGAGGACAUUGAAAUGAGCGAUUUCUAUGCUGAGUUUGUGCUGGUGUAUGUGUGAAGUGAGUGAGUUGGAUGUAUUGUGCACUAAGAUUUUCUGAUAAAGCCUGAUCAAAGAAUUAGUCCAUGCUAUGGACUUGUUAGAUCUAGUUCAUUCUCCAUUUAAUAAUUAUAUGCUAUUUCUAUAUUUUCAUUCUUCUAUCACCUGUCUUGCCUUUUUCAUUAUUUUAUUAUACAACUUCUGUAAAUACAAUUUUGUUUCUGUACCUUUUUGGUAUAACAUAAAUCUGUGAACUUGAAAUUUUAAUUUUGUGUUAGAAUUUUUCUUUGUUGUUUAGUCUUGUCUCAGAUUUUAUUACGUAAAUCCCAUUAUUCAAAGUUGCCUAAAUCCAUUUGGAAAUCUUUAAAAAAAAAUUGGAUAUUCUUAAAAGUUGAAUUUAUUGGCUUUUCUGAUCCAGUUUUGUUUGGACCAAAAACCAGUAUUGUACAAAGUAUUAAGCAUAUAUUUUUAUAUUUACUGAAAUGGACUGUGGUGACUUUGGAUAAUAAGGAAAUGUUUAAUAUUAAAGCCAUGUUUAUUACAAUAUAAUUAACAUGUUAAACCAUGGGAUAAACGCCAUCAAUAAAAAUUUAUGAAGCAGUUUUCGUUAU
This is a messenger RNA of Fukomys damarensis (Damara mole-rat), 5450 nucleotides long. RefSeq names its product nucleoporin 153 (gene Nup153). Gene Ontology annotation, biological process: protein import into nucleus; RNA export from nucleus. The record is from RefSeq and is a predicted model, not a curated record. The coding region runs from base 54 to 4394 and encodes 1446 amino acids. NCBI's taxonomy places the organism in Eukaryota, Metazoa, Chordata, Mammalia, Rodentia, Bathyergidae. Gene Ontology annotation, cellular component: nuclear pore. Gene Ontology annotation, molecular function: structural constituent of nuclear pore. The transcript has 22 exons.